AUGGAGCACUACCCAGAUCAGAAUUGUGAUGGCAUUGAACUGCUCGAUUGGCUGUUUGACCAAAAAGAUGGAAUUCUCCGUCAUGUGGAAACGGGACGCCAUGGCAAUCAUCACACCUGGCCAGUCCAGGACGCAGAUAUGCUGCAGCCUGCUGAACAGGCAGAUGAUGACUUCAUCAAUGCCCUCCUGAGUGGAAAGGAUUCUGUGUCAGACUCGCCUCUCUGGUCCCCUUCACCCAGCGACAGUGGGAUCAGUGAGGACCCCCCCUCAGACCAGAUGGACAGCCCUCAGCGCCCCGAGAGCCCCCCUGGGGACGCUCAGUAUUUUGUUACGAGGCCACAAACCAAGGCAGACCUUGAAGCCAUUGUCACGAUUGAUCUGAAUGGCUGCGAGCCUGGAUUCCCAACGGGCAGGACGAGGAUUACACAAUAUCCUUCUGAUGUACACAGGUCGCAGCUGUCCUCUGGUUUCCCGCUAACUGUCAAAGAUCUGCUGCUGUCGGGUACACCAGAGCCCGCCCCACACCCAUCCCAACAGUCCAUUCAAGAGUUGAUUCUCAAUGAAGAUGAGAAGAAGCUUUUGGCAAAGGAGGGGGUGACUCUACCCAACCAACUCCCUCUCACAAAGUACGAAGAAAGGAUACUGAAGAAAAUACGCAGGAAGAUUCGCAACAAGCAGUCUGCUCAGGAGAGCAGGAAGAAGAAGAAGGAGUACAUCGAUGGGCUGGAGUGCAGGAUGGCUGCCUGUAAUGCACACAACCAGGAGCUGCAGAGGAAGGUGUCCCAGCUGCAGAAAUGCAACAUGACACUGAUGGAACAGUUGCGCAGGCUGCAGGCUAUGGUCAUGAAUUCAUCUAACAAGCCAGCCCAGACGGGGACAUGUGUUUUGGUGCUUCUGCUGUCCUUCUCACUAAUCCUGUUCCCCAACCUGAAGCCCUUCUCUGAUACAAAGGUCAGCCAAGAAGACUUCAGUCCAGUCAGAAUCCAGUCACGGUCCCUGCAGAACAUACAGGCUUCCCGUGUGCUGCAUGUCGUUGAAUCCCCAUUCUCUGCUGAGGAUCAGUCAGAGCCUCUGCAACGGCAUCCCACAGAAGACCGGGGUUUGGAAGAUAUUACUGCCAUGAUGGGAAAGCUGGACGUGAACCAAGACCAGUCCAAUUUGGAAGCCAUGUCUCAAAACAGCAGUCAGGAAGAAAGAACGGGUCAUUUCCAUGUAGACCCCAUUACUGGUCACAUAGCUACUUUGACCUUGGAUCCCCACCGCUCUGCCCGGCUGCGACCACACGCUGAUGACAUGUAAAAGAAAUGAAUAAAUGAUCCCUACAUGAAUUCCCUAAAUCCUCUUCCUAAUAGUAGAGCAGGGAAUUAUCAGCUGCUGUUUACACAGACAGGGAAAUUAGGUUUUAAUCAUCCCUGUUUUGUCUUUAAUAUAUAUAUUCAGUCUGUCUUUUAGUUAUUUGUGAUACAGUUUUAUAUUAGUAAAUAGAUUUGAAUCUUACAAUGAAAUUGCAUGUCAAAAUGAACUUUGUAUCCUUCGGCUUUGAUAAAAUGCCAGUAUAAAUAUAAGUGUUUAUCAAAAAAACUGACAGAGCUGUGAAGUUGUGUAACGUUUGGAUCUUGAUGGAUAAUUUGUAAAAUGUUGAAGGAUUUUAUUGAAGAAUUAAUUAGAACUGUUUGGAUUAAUUCCAGGAUAAAACUCUCCUCAAAUAAAACAUGUCAAAAUGA
Cottoperca gobio is the source of this 1724-nucleotide messenger RNA. RefSeq names its product cAMP responsive element binding protein 3-like 3a (gene creb3l3a). The record is from RefSeq and is a predicted model, not a curated record. Gene Ontology annotation, biological process: regulation of transcription by RNA polymerase II. Gene Ontology annotation, cellular component: nucleus. The transcript is spliced from 10 exons. Lineage: Eukaryota; Metazoa; Chordata; Actinopteri; Perciformes; Bovichtidae. The coding region runs from base 1 to 1299 and encodes 432 amino acids. Gene Ontology annotation, molecular function: RNA polymerase II cis-regulatory region sequence-specific DNA binding; DNA-binding transcription factor activity, RNA polymerase II-specific.